AUGUUCUCGAGACUUAUCCGGGCCCGUGGCGUCGCCCAAGUUGGCAGACAGCCCUCGACACAGCUGUUUCGCCGCUCUGUGACCACCGACGCUGCCUCCGCCCACGCGGAGGAUAUUCCAGUCGAAGAUGACAAGCCCUUCUCAGUCAAGCUCUCCGACGAGAGUUUCGAGACUUACGAGCUCGACCCUCCUCCAUACACCUUGAAGACAACCAAGAAGGAGCUCAAGCAGAUGUACUACGACAUGGUAUCGAUAAGACGUAUGGAGAUGGCCGCGGAUCGACUUUACAAGGAGAAGAAGAUCCGGGGAUUCUGCCACUUGUCAACUGGCCAGGAAGCCGUCGCUACUGGUAUUGAGCACGCCAUUACCCCAGAUGACAAGCUCAUUACUGCCUACCGAUGCCACGGAUUUGCCAUGAUGCGCGGUGGCACCGUGCGCUCGAUUAUCGGCGAGCUGCUUGGUCGCCGUGAGGGAAUUGCCUACGGAAAGGGAGGAUCUAUGCAUAUGUUUGCUAAGAACUUCUUUGGUGGUAACGGAAUCGUCGGUGCUCAGGUACCCGUUGGCGCUGGCCUUGCCUUUGCUCAGCAGUACAACGGCGAAGCAAAUACCACCAUCUGUCUGUACGGUGAUGGAGCAUCCAACCAGGGCCAAGUUUUCGAAGCUUUCAACAUGGCUAAGCUAUGGAACCUCCCCGUCAUAUUUGGCUGCGAGAGUACGUUUCAGAUUGUGUUUUAUCCUUUUCUUGACAACAAAUACGGAAUGGGAACCGCUGCCAACCGCUCUUCCGCUCUAACCGACUACUACAAGAGAGGACAGUAUAUUCCCGGUAUCAAGAUCAACGGAAUGGACGUUCUUGCCAUCAAGGCUGCCGUCCAGUAUGGCCGUGAGUACACCGUCAGCGGUCAGGGUCCUCUAGUCUUCGAAUACGUCACCUACAGAUACGGUGGUCACUCCAUGUCUGACCCCGGCACCACCUACCGUACUCGUGAAGAAAUCCAGCGCAUGCGCAGCACCAAUGACCCCAUUGCAGGACUCAAGCAGAAGCUGCUUGACUGGAACAUCACCUCCGAAGAGGAGCUCAAGGCCAUUGACAAGGACGCCAGAUCGAUGGUUGACGAAGAAGUUGCUAUUGCCGAGAAGAUGCCUGUUCCAGAUGCUACUUCGCGUAUCUUGUUCGAAGACAUCUACGUCCGUGGCAGUGAGCCCAAAUGGAUGCGUGGCCGCACCGCUGAUGAGACCUUCUACUACUAA
Molecule: messenger RNA, 1251 nt
Organism: Trichophyton verrucosum HKI 0517
Lineage: Eukaryota; Fungi; Ascomycota; Eurotiomycetes; Onygenales; Arthrodermataceae
Product: pyruvate dehydrogenase E1 component alpha subunit, putative
Exons: 4
Coding region: 1-1251 (416 amino acids)
Molecular function (GO): oxidoreductase activity, acting on the aldehyde or oxo group of donors, disulfide as acceptor
Source: RefSeq, a predicted model, not a curated record